GGCUCGCCCUCGCUCCCUCCCAGCGCGCAGCGGCAGCGCUGGUGCCGUUCCUGCCCGGCUUUGUGCCCUGAAGCCCCGUCCCUCCUCUUCUUUCUCCUCCUCCCCCCCUCCUGCCGUAAAACCUUCACGAGGCUCCGAGCAGCAGCAUCCGAAAGCGCCGCAGCCGCUCGCUGAAACCACCGACUGCAGCAAAAACCCUUUUUAUUUUUUGUUAUAUAUUUCCUCCCCCUCCUUCCUCUUUUUUUUUUUUUUUCUCCUCCUCCUCUUCCCCCUCAAACGCAUCAAGGUGGACGCGGAGCGCAAAAAGACCUUUGUUUUAAAAAUGCCCAUGGAGCUGACGCAAAGCCGCAUCCAGAAGAUUUGGCUUCCCAAUGACAACCGCCCGGCGCUGCCCCGCCGCUCCUGUGGGCCACAGCUUGCCAAUUCCCCCACUGUGAUAGUGAUGGUUGGCCUCCCAGCCCGUGGGAAGACCUACAUCUCCAAGAAGCUCACCCGCUACCUCAACUGGAUCGGUGUCCCUACAAAAGUUUUCAACGUGGGGGAAUAUCGCCGUGAGGCCGUGAAGCAUUACAGCUCCUAUGACUUCUUCCGUCCUGACAACGAGGAGGCCAUGAAAGUCAGGAAGCAAUGUGCCAUGGCUGCCUUGAGGGAUGUCAAGCUGUACCUGACGGAAGAGGCCGGACAGAUUGCGGUCUUUGAUGCCACCAAUACCACACGGGAGAGGAGAGGGAUGAUCCUAAACUUUGCCAAAGAAAAUGGAUUUAAGGUGUUCUUCAUUGAAUCUGUCUGCAAUGAUCCCACUGUGGUUGCCACUAAUGUUAUGGAAGUCAAAUUGUCCAGCCCAGAUUACCGGGACUGUAACUCCACUGAUGCCAUGGAGGACUUCAUGAAGAGGAUCAACUGUUACCAAGCCAGUUACCAGCCACUAGACCCUGAUGACUACGACAGGGAGCUUUCUCUCAUCAAAGUCAUCGACGUUGGCCGGCGGUUCCUGGUCAACAGGGUUCAGGAUCACAUCCAGAGCAGGAUUGUUUACUACCUGAUGAACAUCCACGUCCAGCCCCGUACCAUUUAUCUCUGUCGGCACGGAGAGAGCGAGUUCAACCUCAUGGGCAAGAUUGGAGGGGACUCUGGCCUCUCCAACAGGGGCAAGAAGUUUGCGCUGGCACUGAACAAAUUUGUAGAAGAGCAGAACCUGAAGGACCUCAAAGUCUGGACCAGCCAACUAAAAAGGACAAUCCAAACAGCAGAAGCUCUCCAGCUGCCCUAUGAGCAGUGGAAGGCACUCAAUGAAAUUGAUGCUGGUGUGUGUGAAGAAAUGACUUAUGAAGAAAUCAGGGAGCAGCAUCCAGAGGAAUUUGCUUUACGUGAUCAGGAUAAAUAUUACUACCGUUAUCCUUCAGGGGAGUCCUACCAGGAUCUGGUGCAGCGCCUGGAGCCAGUCAUCAUGGAGCUGGAGAGGCAAGAGAAUGUCCUUGUGAUCUGUCACCAGGCUGUCAUGCGCUGUCUCCUGGCAUACUUCCUGGACAAGAGCGCAGAUGAAAUGCCCUACCUGAAAUGUCCCCUUCACACGGUGUUGAAGCUGACCCCGGUGGCCUACGGCUGCCGGGUGGAAUCCAUCUCGCUGAACAUCGAAGCCGUCAACACCCACAGAGAUCGGCCAGAGGAAGCAAAGAAGGGACCUAACCCGCUCAUGAGACGUAAUAGCGUUACCCCUCUAGCAAGCCCAGAGCCCACCAAAAAACCUCGCAUCAACAGCUUUGAGGAGCAUGUGGCUGUUUCUUCUGCCCUGCCAGGCUGUGUUCCUCAGGAAGUGCCCACGCAGAUGCCGGGACAACCUUUACUAGGGAAGGCAUGCCUAAGACCCGUUUGUCACUUUCUCAAAGUUUUCUCUUUACUAAUAUUUCCAAGAACAUGAACAACUCACAAAAGCCGUCGUGACUCCGUUGGCACUGUCGCGAGGCCGCCGGCGACGCCAGCUUCCCAUCCCACUGCCAUUCCCGAAGCUUGCUUAUCCACCGGUCUCCUCCAUCUGCGGCGAGGGCGACCCUCGGCUGUUCCUGCUCACGCCCGUUCAUCCACAAACCGCUCUGCUGCCGGGGGGAGGGAUGCAGGCGAGUGGAGGAGAGGAGCUGAAUUCCCCCCGGGGGUCAACACCAGCUCUUAAGGCCGCAGGGUUUGCUCUCCUCUCCAGCGUCCUGUAGGGUCAUAGCGAAGCUGUAAAGUGCUUUCUAGCGCACAGGAGUUUUAAUUUUUCUUCUCUAAGCAGUUUUGAUCUUCUGUAUAGAUGAUUGGUACCCACUUGUCUGCGGGUGGGGCGUGUAUAUAUGUGGAUGGUGCGGGGUUAGUGGAGAAAUAGGGGGAAGGGAGGGUGGGCAAAAAGGGGUUUUGCAUUUUUUUUUCUUAAUUAUUAUUAUUAAUUCUUGGUAAGCCCCUCCCAAGCUGUACUGCAGUCCUUCACUCACGCUACAGCCUGUCGCACACGCCAGCCCAGCUCACCCAGGUCUGCAAGCACCAGGAAGGCAGCUGUGUGAACUCCUUCACUGCUGGGUUUAACUACAAAACCCCAUUCUUUCCUUUUUUCUUUUUUUUUUUUUUUUUUUUUUAUUAAAUCAGUGACACCUUAAAGGGGUUUGCAGGGAAUGUGGGUCUGCUGCCAACACUGGUUACAAACUGCCUGUAGUGUAGGAGGAACCACACUGCUGGUGGCUCGGGUGAUGCUUUCAUCUCAGAGAGCACCCAGGGAUGGUCUAAGUUCAGGCGUGGUUGAUAUUUAGAGGGAGACUGAGCACUGUUUUGAGGUGCUGUGCUGGUACUUCAUCUCCCCUUUCCUCUUUCUUGGAGGAAAGAGGAGGUAUUGGGAGGGGUUUGAAUCCCUAGGCUGAGCUUAGAUGCAUUUUGUAGACACACAGGUCUCAUGGAGGUGGCCAGAAGUCUGGCCGGGUUGCAGGAGUCCCUGUCUGGCUGCAAAAAGCCACGAGAAGGGACAGUUUUUUCUGUAUUCUUUUUUUAAUUUUAUAUAUACAUGCACAUACUUGUGUGUGUGUAUGUGUAUACAUAGAAACCGCUUGGUUUUUGCACUUUAUUUGUGGCAGGAGCAUAACUAUUGUAUUUUUUUCAAGUCGUGCCCCUUAACGGGGGAAGCCUGAAUACAGGCAAUUGUUUGUUUGUUUUUUAAUUGUAUUUUGCAUGCUGGAAAGCUGGGACUACAAAAUAAUAGUAGUUACAGUGUUCAAGGUGUGUGUGUGGGGGGAGGGAAGAAGUGGGGUGAGGUCCUGACUUUGACUCCAUCAGCCAAAGUCCCAGUGCUUUGAUACAUGAAAUUCCUUGUUGGCAGCCUGCCCUAGGCUGGGAGACAGCAGUUAAAAAUGGCAAUUAACCACUAUUGCUUUGUGGAAAAGUCUGUGGAUUUUGAAGGGGGGUUUUUUUGGGGUUUUUUUUUUAGGGUUUUGGGUUGGGCUUUGGUUUGUUCCCCACCUACGUGCAGCAUCUCCUCCAUCCCCAUCUCAUGGGUUUUUUUGGCUGGAGGCAGGAGGUGAAGGCAAGCCGCCCCUCCUGCAGCACUGGGCAGAGAGGUCUGGGGAGAAGUUAUGGCUUUUUUUUUUUGUGUGUGUGCAUGUUUUUUGGGGGGGUUUGGUCUGUUUUUCCUUUGGGAAAAGGCGAACCACAGUGCCUAACGCUUCAGCCUCGCGCUUGGAGCGGCACCGACGGCGGGAGGGGGCCGGGACCACGCUCAGCCCGUGUCCCACAGAGCCCUGCCUGUGUGAGCUUGUGCAUAUGUGUAUUAUAUUCCUGUACAGAUGAAACCAAGAACACUUACCCCCACUUCAUUAAUUUCUUAAUAGCCUCAUUAAAAGCAACCUCUUUCUCCCUGCGUGCACGGGUGGCAUCUACCCUUUUGGUUUCUCUGCCUUUGAGAUAAACGAAUGUUUUGGGGAGGUGACUUCACUUGGCUUUUCCAACCUCCUUCCUGGAGAGUUUUAUCUCCCACCUCCUGCUGCAAAAAGAUAAGCCAGCAAAUACAAACAUGACGUCUGGCUGCCCUGAGAUCAACCCUGUACACAUGUAAUUCUGCGGAUGUUUUGGUGUGUAUUUGUGUGUGUAUAUAUAUAUAAAUAUAUAUAUAAAACCAGAAAAAAAUGGCCCUAAACUUUCUUCCUUUGAGAAAAAUAGAUGUCUCAGUAGGUCCAUGAAAAAAUGAAAUUUGAACAUGGCAUUUUCUCCAGCAAUGGGAAUACUGGUCUCUGAGGUCCUCUUGUGCUGGAGGGGUUGGUGGGAUGGUGCUAUCACACUGCCCCAAAAACUCGCUGCCCAUUGCUUUUGGUUAACAACCAAGGCAGAGUGGGAAAGAGGACUUGUCAAACCACACCAGUGAUUUCUUCCCCCCUCUUUUCCCCUGGUUUUGUUUUCCUUUGCAAUACUUGAAUUUAUUUUUUUAAUUUUUUUUGAUAGCAAAGCAUUCUUUAUUUAUUUAAUGUAUACUGCAAAGCUUGGAGAGAAGGGUGUAGUUACUUGGGGUUACUUUUUUUUUUUUUUGAUUUGUGGUAUGUUAACUGUUCUGUAUAUAGGUCUGGAAUAAUUGCCUGAUAUAAAGCUGUGCCAGCUUAAAAGCAGGGUCUGCCUUUCAGAAAUUUGUAUAUUUUGCAGUUGCUGGACCAAUAAAAUACCUUGUUGAAAUACA
This is a messenger RNA of Corapipo altera (White-ruffed manakin), 4681 nucleotides long. RefSeq names its product 6-phosphofructo-2-kinase/fructose-2,6-biphosphatase 3 (gene PFKFB3). Gene Ontology annotation, molecular function: fructose-2,6-bisphosphate 2-phosphatase activity; 6-phosphofructo-2-kinase activity; ATP binding. The record is from RefSeq and is a predicted model, not a curated record. Gene Ontology annotation, biological process: fructose 2,6-bisphosphate metabolic process; fructose metabolic process. Gene Ontology annotation, cellular component: cytosol. The transcript is spliced from 17 exons. NCBI's taxonomy places the organism in Eukaryota, Metazoa, Chordata, Aves, Passeriformes, Pipridae. The coding region runs from base 323 to 1918 and encodes 531 amino acids.